This is a messenger RNA of Dermatophagoides pteronyssinus (European house dust mite), 1930 nucleotides long. RefSeq lists its product as uncharacterized. Lineage: Eukaryota; Metazoa; Arthropoda; Arachnida; Sarcoptiformes; Pyroglyphidae. The record is from RefSeq and is a predicted model, not a curated record.
UUAAAUAAUCAUCAUCAACAACGUGGUCAAUCAUUAGCAUUCAAUUAUCCAGUAUCGAAUAAUAAUGGUUAUAAUAAUAAUAAUAAUUAUCAUAAUCAUCUUCAGGCACCAUUAAUAUCACCACCAAUUUAUGAUCCAAAACGUCCAUCACCAUUAUCAAAUAUUACUGGUGGUGGUGUUAGUGAUUUUAAUCAUUGGUCACAUCCAUUACCAUCAUCAUCAUAUCGUAAUAAUAAUGAUCAUCAUCAUCGUGGCCUUAGUACAUUUGCACAUAAAUUACAUCGUAUAACAUUUGUUGAAGCUUGUAUAUUUCAACCACCUGAUUUACCAUCACCAGUACGUGCCAUAGGUGGUGGUGCAGGUGCAGGUGCGGGUGGUCAACGUUCACAGCCACCACCACCAUUAUCAUUACAGCAACAACAACAACAACCGGCAGCACCUACAUUACCAAUGAUAUUACAACAAGGUGAACGUUCACCAACAUCAACCGGUGGUACACAAUAUUAUCAAGAAUGGACAUCAAAACAUAUGCGUCAUUUAUGUUCACGUUUUGAAAAACCAAAUCAACAACAAUUAUUAAUGAAUGUUGAACGUAAAUCAAAAUAUCCAUUUAUAAUACUUUGUACACCUGAACAAACAACAACAAUGUCACAAUCAUUAUUAUUAUCAAAAUCAUCAUCAUCAUCAUGUUCAUCAUCAACAGCAACAACAACUGGUACAACAACAAUAAAAACAUCAAACACCGGUAAUCGUUAUCAUCGUGAAUUAAGUCAUAAUUCUGCAUAUAAUUUUAAUGAUAAUGAUAAUGAUGAUCUUAUUGGUGGUAAUGAUUUAGCCGAUGAUUUAGGAGAUGAUGAUUGUUUGGAUGAUGAUGAUGAUCAACGAUUAAUGGGUGGUGGUGGUGGUGGUGGUGGCAGGGAUGAUCAUGAACAUUGGAUUACACAAAAACAACGUGAUAGUGUUAAUAGUCAUUAUUUACCACCACCACCACCACCAUUAUUAAUGCCACAUAUAUGGCCUGAAAUACGUUAUAUUGAUGGUCUUUAUACUGUUUGUGCAUCAAUUGUAAGACCUGGUUCAGGUGUACCAUGUGAAUUUGAUGAAUAUUUUUAUUCCGAUAUUAAUAAUACACCAUUAUUUGAUCAAAAUCAUCAUCAACAACAACAAGGAAAACAUAUUUCAUUUCAAGAUAUGGCAGCCAAACAAUCAUCAUCAUCAUCAUCAUCAACGACAACAACAGCAAAUCAUCAAAAUCAUGAUAUGAAACAUCCAUUAUCACGUCCAGCUGGUUAUAUUGUAUCAGCAUUUGCAACAUUUCCCGGUGAAGAUAGUGAUCGUUUAGAAAAAAAUUGGUUAUUUUGGACUGGUGCAAGAAUAUUAUAUAAAUAUCUACCAACAUGUGUUGGUCUACGUCGUUUAAUAUUUUUAAAACGUUGUCCAGAUAUGUAUCGUGAAGAUUUAAUGAUUAAUCAUCAUCAACAAAGUAAAAUAAAACCAACAAUAUUUACUGGUUUUACAUAUGUUUUAUUAUGUGAAUGUUUUAAUUUAAAAGAAUCAUAUAUUGCAUCUGUUUGUACAACAAUUGAUCAAUUACGUGCACGUUGUUGUGGUUAUUCAGCAUUAUAUUUAACACAUUUUCAACAGAAAAUACAACAACAACAACAACAAUAUCAUCAUCCUCAACAACAACAACAACAACAAUAUCACCACUAUCCACAACAACAACAAUUCCAUCCGCAUCAUCUUCAGCAACAACAGCAGCAUCCACAUUAUUCACAGCAUCAUCAUCAUCAAAUACCAAGACAUCAUCGUAGUACAAGUGAUUUUAAUGAAUAUAAUGGUGAUUGAAUUGAUCAAAUGAUUUCCAGAAAUUGGUUUCAAAAUUUUUUAGUUUUAUUUUCAAAUUUAACAAUGUUUUUGAAAUUUGUUU